This is a messenger RNA of Dreissena polymorpha, 1410 nucleotides long. Its product is annotated as neurotrypsin-like. Gene Ontology annotation, biological process: proteolysis. Lineage: Eukaryota; Metazoa; Mollusca; Bivalvia; Myida; Dreissenidae. The transcript is spliced from 10 exons. The record is from RefSeq and is a predicted model, not a curated record. The coding region runs from base 1 to 1410 and encodes 469 amino acids. Gene Ontology annotation, molecular function: serine-type endopeptidase activity.
AUGAGUACACAGUACAGACAACGAUAUUUUUGCCGUCGCUGGUUUUUAAGGGCGAGCGCAAACACAGAGGGCAAGGCAGAAUUUCAAGAGAGUUCGAAGUCGGCGUACCGGGUUACGCACUUCCGGGUGGCGUACAGCAUCGACUGCAUCACCUUCGCCAAUGUCACUGACAGGCACGGCGUUGAAAAGGAAUAUUACGGAAAUAAGGACUCUAAUAAGACGACGACGGUGAUGUUCGAUCCCGUGUUCAACGCUAGAUGCGUACGCAUCGUGCCAACAAAUCGUAUCGGAGAGAACAUUGCCAUGAGGUUUGAACUGCUCGGCUGCAAUCCCGACCAUUGCUCGGGCUCCAUCACACCAAGCUCCACAGAGUGCCCCGAUCACAAUCUCCGGAAGUUCGUUUUUGACAAGGAGAAGAUCAUCACGUCGAUGCGGAUCACCCUGUCAGGUCCGGCUACCGAGCAGACGCCCACGUUUAACGUCGCCUUUGCCAGGGCAUGCAACUUCGAAAUGGCUCAGUUCUUGAAGGAGAACAACGAGCUGAAGAUCCCGAACGGUGAAAGCUCGCUAGUGUUAGAGGGACCGGGGUUCCCUAUCCGCUCCCAGUGUAUUGCCGUGUUCACCCGCUUUGAGACCGGAAACGCCCACGCGGAUGGCCUGCCGAGGGCGAGGAAUCACUUGGUAGUCAUGGAAACAGACGGGUAUCAAGUGACAUUCGAAGGCUGCAAACAUAUCGACUCGUGUGGCAAAACCUACAUUGUGAAAAACGACGCAAGGAAGCGAAUUGUAGGCGGCUCGUCGUUACUUCAAGGAGAGUGGCCAUGGCUGGUGUCACUUCAACAAUUAUCGGCUGAUAUGGAGGCUAUGGGGCAUGGGUGUGGAGCGACACUUAUCUCCCCGCAGUGGCUACUGACCGCUGCGCACUGUUUCGAGGCGUUUGAGUGUUCGGACGAUAAAUGGCUCUAUGAUAUCGCCCUACUAAAGUUGAGCAGGCCUGCUCACCUGUCCGAGUACGUGAACACCAUUUGUAUGGACACCAAUUACACUGCGCCCGAUCACAGCCACUGCGUCACUGCGGGAUGGGGAGACUUAGUGCAAGGUUCGAAUGAAAGCGUGGAAAUACCGCACCAUGCGAGUGUUCAGAUCGUGCCCAGUUCCGUCUGCGCCGAUCUCCACCAUGAACCGGAAGACACACCCCUCACCGUCUCUAAUAUUUGCGCCGCUGGUGAAGGCAGGGAUUCUUGUCAGGGCGACUCGGGCGGUCCGCUAGCGUGCUUCCAUGACGGCCACUGGGUCCAGGUGGGCGUGGUCAGUUCAGGCGAAGGUUGCGCCAACCCACUGUACCCCGGGUUCUACACGCGUGUUAAUCACUUCUACGACUGGAUCGAGGAUGUCAUUGAGUCCAACUGA